AUGAAGGAGUAUCAGCGUUUUCCUCACAGACAUGAAGUCCUCCUCCAGUUCUUGAAAACCAAAACAGCACUCGUUAUCUUCAUACUAUUAACUUAUGUCUUUGGUUACUUGACCGCUUACUACAACCAUCAACCAUUACACGUGUCCGUGCCACCACCAACAUCAACAACUGUCUUGAAGACCGUCAAGGCCACAAAACCUCGCGGUUGCCUAGUUGACAACUUCCGUGUAACGACUCGCUGCGGCGAACUUGUCCCGCCUGAAUCAAUCCGACAAAAGGUUGUCGACAAGCUCUUCAACGGAACUUCACCGUACGUUGACUUCCCGCCACCGCACGCCGGAAAAUAUCUCCGGUCAAAACGUAUCAAAGGCUGGGGGUCUUACGGAGCUUAA
Messenger RNA from Eruca vesicaria subsp. sativa (arugula), 393 nucleotides. The record is from the annotation of a GenBank genome assembly. NCBI's taxonomy places the organism in Eukaryota, Viridiplantae, Streptophyta, Magnoliopsida, Brassicales, Brassicaceae.